Chrysochloris asiatica (Cape golden mole) is the source of this 789-nucleotide messenger RNA. It is a transcript of the gene RNF208, whose product is annotated as ring finger protein 208. The transcript has a single exon. Gene Ontology annotation, biological process: protein ubiquitination. NCBI's taxonomy places the organism in Eukaryota, Metazoa, Chordata, Mammalia, Afrosoricida, Chrysochloridae. The coding region runs from base 1 to 789 and encodes 262 amino acids. Gene Ontology annotation, molecular function: ubiquitin protein ligase activity. The record is from RefSeq and is a predicted model, not a curated record.
AUGCCGGCUGACCCUGGGCCGGAGGUGGGCAGCGGCUGGCCAGGCCUCCUCAUGUCCUGCCUGAAGGGCCCCCACGUCAUCCUCAAGAUGGAGGCCAUGAAGAUCGUGCACCCUGAGAAGUUUCCAGAGCUACCAUCGGCUGCCCCCUGCUUUACCCCCGCACCCCGGCCCACCCCUGCCCUGGCACCUAAGCGUGCUUGGCCCUCAGACACAGAAAUCAUCGUCAACCAGGCAUGUGGGGGGGACAUGCCUACCUUGGAAGGGACGCCCCACACCCCACCCCUGCCUCGUCGGCCCAGAAAAGGCAGUGCAGAGCUGGGCUUCACCCGUGUGGCCCCAGCGGACGAGGUCAUUGUGAACCAGUAUGUCAUGCGGCCAGGCCCGGCAGCCCCGGGAGCUCCCUCGGCUGCAUCUGGGGAGCCCCUGGAGUGUCCCACGUGUGGGCACACAUACAACGUCACCCAGCGGCGGCCGCGUGUACUAUCCUGUCUGCACUCGGUCUGUGAACAGUGCCUGCAAAUUCUGUAUGAGUCGUGUCCUAAGUAUAAGUUCAUCUCUUGUCCCACCUGCCGCCGCGACACCGUGCUCUUCACGGACUACGGCCUGGCUGCACUGGCUGUCAACACGUCCAUCCUGAGCCGCCUGCCUCCCGAGGCACUGACCGCUCCACCCAGCGGCCAGUGGGGUGGCGAACCUGAGGGCAGUUGCUACCAGACCUUCCGGCAGUACUGCGGAGCCGCGUGCACCUGCCACGUGAGGAACCCACUCUCCGCCUGCUCCAUCAUGUAG